Messenger RNA from Strongyloides ratti, 1854 nucleotides. RefSeq names its product Short-chain specific acyl-CoA dehydrogenase, mitochondrial. NCBI's taxonomy places the organism in Eukaryota, Metazoa, Nematoda, Chromadorea, Rhabditida, Strongyloididae. Gene Ontology annotation, molecular function: oxidoreductase activity, acting on the CH-CH group of donors. The transcript is spliced from 5 exons. The coding region runs from base 1 to 1854 and encodes 617 amino acids. The record is from RefSeq and is a predicted model, not a curated record.
AUGCUUCGGUUCAAUGAUUUAAUUUCUGUUCCUUCAAAGUUUACUCAAAUUAUGAGUAGAAUGAAAAGUGAUUUUGUAAACAAAUACAAACAUUCAAAAAUUGGUGAAUUUUCACAGGUUUCUCCAUCAUUAACAAAUCCAUAUACUACUGAUCCAUUAUUAGAUCGAGCAAUAUUAAGUUUAUUGCCAAAACAAUAUUAUCAUGAUGUAUCAGGUGACUUGAAACGUUUUGGUGAUAGAAUUGUUAAAGAAAUUGAUCAAUUAGGUAGACAAGCAGAGUUAGAACCUCCUAAAUUAGAACAUCAAGAUGCCUGGGGUAAUCGUGUAGAUAAAUUAAUUGUUUCUCCAGCAUGGUAUAAAUUAAAAGAAAUUGCAGCUGAAGAAGGUUUGAUUUCAAUAGGUUAUGAUUCGAAAGUUGAUCCAAAAUAUAGACGUAUCCAUCAAAUAUCUAAACUUUACCUUUUCGGGCCUUCAUCAGGACUUGUUUCAUGUCCAUUAGCUAUGACAGAUGGUGCUGCAAAAACUAUAAAAGAACUGAAACUUGAUGAAAAAUAUGACGAAUUAAAAAAUGCUUAUGAUCGAUUGGUAUCUAGAAAUGGUAAAGAAGCAUGGACAAGUGGACAAUGGAUGACUGAAAAAAGAGGUGGAAGUGAUGUUGGAAGUGGAUGUGAUACAUACGCUACAGAUAUAGGAAAUGGAAAGUAUUUAUUAAAUGGAUACAAAUGGUUUUCUUCUGCUGUUGAUGCUGACAUAUGUUUAACUUUAGCAAGAGUCAUAAAUAAGGAUGGUAAUAUAAUUUCAGGAUCUAAAGGUUUAUCACUUUUUUAUUUACCAAUUAAAAAUCCUAAAACAAUGAAAUUAAAUGGUAUUCAAAUGGUAACAUUAAAAGAUAAACUUGGAACUCGUCAACUUCCUACAGCAGAAUUACUUUUAGAUGGUGUGGAGGCAAUUAAAAUUUCAGAUGAAGGACGUGGAAUUCCAUCUGUUGCUAAUAUGCUUAAUAUAACGCGUAUUCAUAAUGCAAUUGCUUCAGUUUCAUAUAUGCGAAGGAUAAUAUCACUUGCACGUGAUUAUUCAACAAAAAGAAAUGUUUUUGGACGUAAACUAAGUGAGUGGCCAUUACACUUGGCAACAUUGUCUAAACUUGAAGUAGAAUGCAGGGCUGGAUUAUUAUUCAUCUUGGAAGCUGGACGUCUUCUAGGAAUUCAGGAAUCUGGAGAAGCAACUUCAACUGAAAUUUUAAAUCUUCGUUUAAUGACACCUGUUCUAAAGUUAUAUACAGGAAAGAAGACUAUUCCUCUAAUAAGUGAAGGACUUGAAUGUUUUGGUGGUCAAGGUUAUAUUGAAAAUACAGGAUUACCUUCAAUUUUAAGGGAUGCUCAAGUUACACCUAUUUGGGAAGGGACAACCAAUGUUUUGUCUUUAGAUGUGUUACGUGUUUUUAGUAGUAAAGAAAAUGUCUUUGGAGCUUUUGAAACACAUAUUAAUAAUAUUUUAAAAAAUCAAAAAAGUGAUAAACUACUUGAUAAAUGUACAGAAAAAGUUAGGAAUGCAUUAGAAUUUUUAAAACUUUUGUUUGUUAAAAUUUCUGAAGAUAGUAAAACUUCACCACUACAAGUUGAUCGUGGUGCAAGAGAAAUUGGUAUGAUAAUUGGUAAAAUAUAUUCAGGAGCAUUGUUAAUUCAAUUUGCCUCAUCUGAAUUAGGUACAGAAAGUGAUAAAAUCGUAGCUUUUAGAUAUUGUGUUGAAAAUCAGCUUAUUGAUUUUGAUUACAAAAUUUUUAAUUCUUUAAGAAACAGUAUUGACACAAAAAUUAUUUUCGAAAAUUAUCCAAGUGAAAAAAGUAAACUUUAA